Molecule: messenger RNA, 507 nt
Organism: Rhodotorula toruloides NP11
Lineage: Eukaryota; Fungi; Basidiomycota; Microbotryomycetes; Sporidiobolales; Sporidiobolaceae
Product: ATP synthase D chain, mitochondrial
Exons: 7
Coding region: 1-507 (168 amino acids)
Biological process (GO): proton motive force-driven ATP synthesis
Molecular function (GO): proton transmembrane transporter activity
Source: RefSeq, a predicted model, not a curated record
AUGGCUGCGUCUGUCGAGUGGUCGCGAAUCACCAACAAGCUCGGUCUCGGCAAGCAGACGCUCGCCGACCUCAGCGCGUUCCGCAACCGCGCUGCCGCCGCCCGUGCCGCCAACGCCGCCGUCAAGGAGCAGAAGACCAACGUCGACUUUGAGCACUACCGCUCCGUCCUCAAGAACAAGGACAUUGUCGCCGAGGGCGAGAAGCUCUUCAAGAGCUUCAAGGCCGUCGACUACGACCUCCAGGCCCAGCUCAAGGCCAUCGCUGCCUUCGAGGCCAAGGCUGUCGCUUCCGCCAAGGAGGCCGCGACCAAGGUCCAGUCCGACCUCUCGAACCUCAACUCGACCCUCAAGAACAUCGAGGAGGCCCGUCCCUUUGACCAGCUCACUAUUGACGACGUUACCAAGGCGCGCCCCGAGAUCACCGAGACGGUCGAGAAGAUGGUGUCGAAGGGCAAGUGGACCGUCCCGGGCUACACCGAGAAGUUCGGCAACCUCAGUGCCAUCUAA